Messenger RNA from Hyaloscypha bicolor E, 1649 nucleotides. RefSeq names its product FolC bifunctional protein. The record is from RefSeq and is a predicted model, not a curated record. Gene Ontology annotation, biological process: tetrahydrofolylpolyglutamate biosynthetic process. The transcript has 5 exons. Gene Ontology annotation, cellular component: cytosol; mitochondrion; cytoplasm. Gene Ontology annotation, molecular function: ATP binding; tetrahydrofolylpolyglutamate synthase activity. The coding region runs from base 11 to 1582 and encodes 523 amino acids. Lineage: Eukaryota; Fungi; Ascomycota; Leotiomycetes; Helotiales; Hyaloscyphaceae.
CUUCCCUCUCAUGCCUCGACCUCCUUUUGGGAUGCACUCCCUAUGUCGAUCACCAAGACGCAGUGUGAUUUGUGACAUCUAUAAGCAGCAUCGCAGAUCCUCACGACGAUCUUUUGCAGUCUUGGCAUCCAGAACCUACGAAGACGCUGUUGAUCUGCUAAACACACUUCAAACACCAUUUGAAGCCCUAAAGAAGCAAAGAGAUAUCGGUAUUCGACCCAGCGAGACAGCGAACAGCGAACUGAGGAGAUACCUUGACCAAACUGGCUACUCACAACGAGACUUGAACAAACUCAAUGUCAUCCACGUCGCUGGCACCAAAGGCAAAGGCUCCACCUGUGCUUUCGUUGACUCGAUCCUGUCACAAUAUCGCAAGUCACAUGAUAUCCCUCGAAAUGUUGGACUCUUCACCUCCCCACAUCUCAUUGCCGUUCGAGAACGCAUCCGGAUUAAUUCGGUCCCGAUAUCCAGAGAAUUGUUUGCCAAGUAUUUCUUUGAAGUCUGGGACAGGCUCGAAGCUGCCGCAUCGAAAUCAGAGGUCCCUACUCCGAAGCCUGUGUACUUUCGAUAUCUCACUUUACUGAGUUACCACGUCUUUCUUCAGGAAAGCGUCGAUACUGCAGUCUAUGAGGUUGGCGUGGGUGGGGAAUUUGAUUCCACAAAUAUUGUGGAUCACCCUGCUGUGACUGGAAUCUCGACCUUGGGAAUCGACCAUGUUUUCACGUUGGGGAAAACGAUCGAAGAGAUUGCCUGGCAUAAAGCUGGGAUACAGAAGAAGGGAGUCCCAUCUUUCACUGUGAGCCAAAUCCCGGCCGCUCUGGCAGUUGUUCAAGAACGGGCCAAAAGAAAAGACGUCGAGUCUCUUACUGUGUUGGCCGAGGAUCCUCGACUUAAAGGCGUCAGCAUUCGACCUAAUGCAUCAUUUCAGCGCUUGAAUGCGAGUUUGGCGAUUGCUUUGGCCGAGACUGUGCUCCAGAAACUUGACUCAGGCUUUGAGGUACGCGCGACAUUGUUACCGAAAGAGUUUGUGCAUGGAUUGGAGCAAGUACUAUGGCGUGGAAGAUGUGAGACCAAAAAUGAAGGAGAUAUCACAUGGUAUCUUGAUGGCGCCCAUACACAAGACAGCAUUACUGUUGCUGCAAAAUGGUUUCAUGAUGAGAACUUCGAGAAGCCAGGGACUCGCGUCCUCAUUUUCAACCAACAAGGUCAUCGUGAAGCUGUGGAGCUCCUGGAAGGGCUCUUCAAGGCCAUCAAUACCCAGAGAUCCGUGCCCUUUGAUCAUGUUAUCUUCUGCCCAACUGUGCCAUCAGAUAAACUGAGCAAUCGAGAUUCGAUGAACCUUUCCACCGAUACUGCUGCUGUAGCGGGAUUGGAAAUGCAGAAGAAAUUUGCAAAGAGAUGGAGAGAACUUGGUACUGCUCCCUCGACGACCAUCAAAGUGCUGCCAAGCGUAGAGGACGCUGUCGAGUAUAUCAGAAGCUUGAAGCAGCAGGGCGAGCCUAAGGUUCAUGCUUUCAUCACGGGCAGUGUGCAUUUGGUCGGCCGGGCACUCGGCAUCCUGGAAGGCGCGGAAGCACUGUGAAAUAGAAUGUCCAGGAAGUCAUCCCCGCCAUUAUCCCAUUGCUUCUAAACCCUCUAAAUGCAAAACC